AUCGAAAUUCGGGCGAAAGAAAAACAGAAAACGAAUUCCCCCAAAUCGCUUCCGUUACGAAUCCCCCCCAAAUCAAUCAAUCCUCCCCGCCGGAUCGAUCGCCGCCAUGUCGUCGACGGAGCAGCGCUACUACUGCCACCAGUGCGACCGCGACGUCGCCAUCGCCGCCCCGGCCUCGCCCGACGACGAGGUCUUCUGCCCGCUCUGCGCCGGGGGGUUCGUCGAGGAGCUCCUCGACGACGACCAGCCCCCAAACCCUAGCACCCCCCACCACCACCAGAUGCCGCAGGCCCCCUUCUUCCCCUUCUCCAGCUUCCUCGACCUCCGCAACCCCAGCGACCUCGCCGGGGUCCUCGGCCCGCCAUCCCCAUCCGCGCCCCGCGCCGCCUCCGCCGCCACCAACAACAACCAGUUCGACGUCACCGACUUCCUCCACGGCCACCUCGGCGGCCUCCUCUCCGGCGGGGCCACCAUCCAGAUCGUCCUCGAGGGCUCCUCCUUCCCCGCCGGAUUCGCCUCCUUCCCCGCCGCCGCCGGGGUCAGCCUCGGCGACUACUUCAUGGGCUCAGGCCUCGAGCAGCUCAUCCAGCAGCUCGCCGAGAACGACCCCAGCCGCUACGGCACCCCGCCCGCCGCCAAGGCCGCCGUCGCCGCCCUGCCCGACGUUGCCGUCUCCGCAGACAUGAUGGCCGCCGACGGGGGCGCCCAGUGCGCCGUCUGUAUGGACGACUUCCUGCUAGGUGCCGCCGCCAAGCAGCUCCCCUGCAACCACGUCUUCCACAAGGACUGCAUCCUGCCAUGGCUCGACCUCCACAGCUCAUGCCCCGUCUGCCGCCAUGAGAUGCCCACCGAUGACCCUGACUAUGACAACCACCAGCGCCAGGCAGCUGCCGCUGCCCCUGCCCCUGCCGCCGCGGCGCCUGCGUCUCCCGGUGGCGGCCCUUCGCCCAGGGUCAUGGAGAGGAGGUUCAGGAUCUCCCUGCCGUGGCCUCUCAGGGCCGCUUUUGCAGCGCAGCAGGCCGAGAGCAGCGACCAGGACGCUGCUGACUACAACAACGAUCCGAAUGCGAGCGGUCGCUCGUACGAUGAUCUCGACUGAAGCACUUGCAAGGAAGAGGGGAACAGGGGGUGAGGAGGUAGGGGCAACGGAGUGGCUGGAAGAAGGAAGAGAAUUUGAAUGCAAGCAAGUGAAGACUUAUGUUGUUGUUGUUGAUCCGAAUUGGAAGCUUUUUUGGUGACGAAGAGUGGCGCCGUCUAUUGAUCUCCGUUGCUUCCUCUCCCCUCCCCUCUUUGCUGGUGGUAUGUAGAAAGAGAGAAAAAAGUAGAGAGAGUUGAAACUAUUCUUUUGUUGCCUGGUUUGGUCUGGUCUGGUUGGUGGGUUGACUUAAAUUGAAUAUACCUUCUUGUGGGAAGGAAGAAGCUCCCUCCCUCCUUGUGUGUCUGUGUUAGUAGAAGAAGUGCCUGCCUGCGUCGUCGAUGAAUCUUUCUUUCAUGUGGGAUGGGAUGGGAUGGGAAGAAAGAAGAAAGGGAACCCAAUGAUGCGAUCCUCGUAUACAUACAUGCAUACAUAAUGUGUUAUACAUGACUCAGUAGAGUUUGAAUGAAUGUUUAAGGGAAAUGAAUGGUGUCUGGAAA
Molecule: messenger RNA, 1635 nt
Organism: Hordeum vulgare subsp. vulgare (domesticated barley)
Lineage: Eukaryota; Viridiplantae; Streptophyta; Magnoliopsida; Poales; Poaceae
Product: E3 ubiquitin-protein ligase RING1-like
Exons: 2
Coding region: 107-1099 (330 amino acids)
Biological process (GO): protein ubiquitination
Cellular component (GO): cytoplasm
Molecular function (GO): ubiquitin protein ligase activity
Source: RefSeq, a predicted model, not a curated record